AAUCCUUUAAAAACACACAUGGCAGAUCACAGCUGACAUAAGAAUCACUUUUUGACUUUAAUUAUCAAAUAAUUUCUGGAAUAUUUCGUUGAUAACUGCAGUACUCAAAAUGUGAAUUAUUUUAGAAUAUUCUCUAAACACUGGAAAGCGGUAGGAUCUUUUAUAAUGGAUAUCGAAAAUAAUAAUGCAAAAAUGGAGUUAAAUUCAAGAGAUGAAGUCCCAUGGAACAGUGUCUUUAUUAAAUCUGAGCCUACCGAGUAUGAUUUGGAUGGCGAAGAUAAUUCCAACGAAGCAGAGAACAAAGUGAACAGUCCCUCUAAUAACAUCAAAAAAGAAAUUUCAAUAACUGAAGACCACACUUUGAAAUCACCUACAAUCAAACUUGAAAAACUGAACUGGUGUAAUCUAUGUAGAAAAGAAUUCGAGACCGCUGAUAGUUUAAAAGUUCAUAUGAAAACCCACAGAAAAGGUAAAUCCAUGGUUAAACCCUUCGCUUGUGACAUCUGCUCCAAAGUUUAUUCGAGGAAACGUUACCUAAUUAAUCAUAUGAAGACAUGCGAAGGAUCGAUGAUCCUCAAAUGUGAUCAUUGUGAUCAACAGUUUCUUAGGUCAUGUGCUCUUGUAAAUCAUAAGCGUAGUCAUAUUGGACAGCCCUUGGAUAUUAAGGAAAAAUACGCUACAUACAAUGCAACGAAAUUGAAUUUACCUGGUAAAGAAUCCGACAACAAGGAUAAUAAGCCUUUUCCUUGUGACAUUUGCUCCAAGCGCUUUGUGAAAAGGUCUUAUCUAAACUUACACAGAAAGAGACACUGGUUUGCGAGGCCAAUUCCAUGUGACAUUUGCGGAAAAAGAUUUAUAACAAAGUUUGAGCUUAUUAAUCAUAUGAGGACUCACACUGGAGAAAGGCCUUUCAAGUGCGACGUUUGUAAAGCAAAAUUUUCUAUCAAAGAAAACUUGAGACGGCACGUAAUUGCUCAUAUGAAAAAUGAAGGACCUUAUGUGUGUUCAGUAUGUUCAAAAGGUUUUUCGUCAGCCUACCUUUUGAAAAAUCAUAUACCAACUCACUCAGAGCGUAAGCCGUUACAGUGUCCUAUUUGCGAAUACGGAUUCAUAAGACGAACCGAAUUAGCGUCGCACAUGCUCUUCCACGAAAACGAAAAAUCUUUCGAGUGUGAGGUUUGCUUGAAAACUUUUAUAACGAUUACCUUUCUGAAGCAGCAUAGAAAAAUUCAUUUAGAGAGAAUGCCGUACACGUGUGGAAUUUGUGAGAGAAGAUUUAUCAAGAAACAGGUCUUCAAUAUGCAUAUGCGUUUUCAUGAUGGAAAAAUGCCUUUCGAGUGUGACUAUUGUAAGCGAAAAUUCGCUCACCGUCACAGGAUGGAAGAUCACGUAAUUUCGCACAGUGGUGAUGAUGGAAUCUUCAAGUGUGAAAUUUGUGCAGCAGGUUUUUCGGUGCCCAAGAUUUUAAAGCGACACCUCCGAUUACAUAUAAGUUUUAAGCCUUUCGAAUGUCAACAAUGCAAGAAGAAUUUUUCAAAAAAGGCCGAUUUAGCGGAACACUUGCUCCAGCACGAGAACAGCCGACCUUUUGUUUGUGAAGUUUGCUGCAAAUCUUUUACGAGAAAGUUUUAUCUACGCUUACACAAGAAAAGACAUUUGCAAGAUUCCUUUAAGCCCAGAGGGCCCUUUCUGCCUAAAGGGAACUUUCUGCCUAAAGAGCCCAUUCAGAAUAUGCUUCCUGAAAAAAACCCGCCUACGCAACAGGUGGAUACUUCUGUGCUUAGUCAAACUGAAAAGAAACCUUUAAUAUGUGAAAUCUGUACUAAAAAAUUUCCAGAUAGUUACAGGAUGAAAUUGCACAUGGUUGCUCAUACGGGAGAUGGCGGACCGCACAAGUGCUCAGUUUGUGGAAAAGGUUUUUCGAUACCCUAUGUUUUACAAAUUCACAUGCAAGGCCACAAAAACAAAAAACCCGAUGACCGUGUAAAAAGGCCUUUUGAGUGCAAUGUUUGUAAGAAAAGAUUUAGGUUUGACAAGAAUUUAAAAUCUCACAAGAUGAUUCAUAUAAAAGCUGAACCCAAAAACAGUCCUGACGAAAAGACAGGAUUCGAGAAAUCUGUUUCUCGCUCGGUGCGUUUAAAGUCUGCAAUUAAACGUGAAGUCCAGGAUGAAAAGGAUAACGAUAGGGAGGGAGGAAAAAUAAAAUUAAAAAAAACGUCUGAAAGUGGGAACUUUAUCUUCCAAUCUGUGAAAUCGGAACCAUUAGAUCCAUUAGAAAUAGACGGCGAAGAGAUCAAGAUAAAAACUGAAAAAAAUUUGUUAUCAAAACACGAAGAAGAUUCAUGGAACAGCGUUUUUAUCAAAUCUGAGGCUCCAGCAUAUAAUUCAGUUGACGAAAAGGAAAAGUUGAAAGGACAACAGAACGUGUUAAACAAUAUGCCUACCAAAGACCACAAGAAUUUUCCAAAACAAAAAGUAGAUGCUUUGAAAUUACCUAUAAAAAAAAUACAAAAUCUUCAUUGGUGCAGCCUUUGUGAAAAAGAAUUCAAAACAGACCAAAAAUUGAGGGACCACAUACAUAUUUGCAGUCCGAGUCUCGAAAGUGGUCAUACAACUCCUACCGACCGAAAACAUUACAAAUCCAACAAGCCUUUUAAAAUACAAUACAAACUUCAGAAGCACGUAAACUCGGUUCACUUAAAAAAUAAAUCCUUUGAAUGCGAUAUUUGCAAAAAAACGUUUACGAAUCACUCUAAUAUGAAAAUUCACAUAAUUGCCCAUAUGCAAGGCAGAAAACCUUACAAGUGUCCAGUUUGUGCAAAAGUUUUUGUCAGGUCAUAUAGUUUAAAGGAACACUUGAAAACUCACACAGACAUUCAACCUUUCGUGUGUGAAAUUUGUAGAGAUGGUUUUGUAAGAGAGAAUGAUUUAAAGACACAUUUGCAUAUUCACGAAAACAAAAAACGUUCUAUAGAGGUCACUAAGAAAUCAAUCCUUUCAAAAAGAAAACGUGUUGUUUGUGAUGUUUGUUCGAGUACUUUCAUAUCACAAUCUCAUCUAGACAAGCAUAAAAGUAUUCAUUCCGCCAAAAAACUCUACCAAUGUAAAACCUGUGGAAAUAAAUUUAGCAAUAUAACUAAACUUAAUAUUCAUAUACGUUGUCACACUGGAAAGAAGCCUUUCGAGUGCGACAUCUGUAACAAGAAAUUCACAAAUCGUCGUAAUAUGAAAUUACAUAUAGUUGCUCAUAUGACUGGUCCACGUCACAAAUGUCCGGUUUGUGCUCAAGGUUUUGUGAGAUCCGACGGUUUAGUUGUACAUAUGCGAAAACACACGAAAAGUAAACCCUUUGAAUGUGAAUUUUGCAAGAAAGGGUUUUUAAGAAAUACAGAUUUAAUUGCACAUCGGUUCAUCCAUACGAACACAAAACCUUUUGUUUGUGACGUUUGUUCUAAAGGUUAUCUACGGCUGUCCAAUCUGACUGUUCACAAAAGGACACACUUGGAUGAAAUGCCUCACAAAUGUAAAACCUGCAAAAAAAGGUUUAUCAGAAUACAUGAUCUUAAUCUUCACAUGCGCGUCCACACUGGAGAAAAGCCUUUCAAGUGUGAUAUUUGUAAGAAAAAAUUUGCAAAUCGUCGUUUUAUGAAAGUGCACGUACUUGCUCACAUGGAAGAUGACGAGCCGUACAAGUGUGGAGUUUGUGAGGAAGGUUUUGUAACUUCGGACACUUUAGAGCUCCACAUGCAAACCCAUCGAGGAUGCAAAUCCUUUGAGUUGCCCAACAAGUGUGAAACAUGUGAAGAAAGGUUUAGAACGACAAAUCAACUUCAUAUUCAUAUGCGCACUCACAUUAGAGGAAAUUUUGAGUGCGAUAUUUGUAAAAAGAAUCUGAAAUAUGCCGAAUCUUUAAAAUUGCACAAAAUGUCGCAUAUGAAACCUAGUAAACGUACAAAUAUGAAAAUAAGUCAGCAGAAAAUAGAUUUCGAAACGGUCUUUUUGAAUGCUCAUGUGGAGAAUAGUAACUCGAAGUGUCAUAAGACAAAUCUGAAUAGAAUGAAGAAGUGUGAAAAUCCUACUUUAUUACCUGUAAAAAACGAAUUUAGCGAAGGAGUAGAUUUAAGUUGUGACAUAGAAUUUGAAGAUUUUGAAUCAAAUGACCUAGACUACGCAUUUGAAGGUAUCAUAAUUAAAUCUGAGCCUCCUGAGUACGCUACAGUUGAUGAAGCCAAGUGCGAAGAAGACAAUAAGUUACAAACUCUCUCUAGUAAAGUGAGCGACGAUACAUCUAUAUUUAAAUUACCUCCAAUACCUAAAAAAAAGAACUGGUGUGAUCUCUGUAAAAAAGAAUACAAAAAUCGCGACAGUCUGAAAAGACACAUAAGGAGACACAUUGCAAAGCAAAAGGCUGCAAGCGAAAAUAUUGUAGGCAAACAUAUUGUAGGUAACAAAAUUGGGGGGAAACUUUUCUGCUGCAACGUUUGCAAUAAUGGUUUUGAAACAGAAGUCGAGCUUGAUAUGCAUAUAAAAGGGCACUCAAGAUACACGCCUUUCGAGUGCGAUUACUGUAGAAAAAAAUUCACAAACCGUCAGAGCAUGAAAUUGCACAUAAUUGCUCAUAUGGCAGGUGGUGGGCCUUACAAGUGCGAGGUUUGUGCAAAAGCUUUUGUCAGGUCCUACAGUUUAAAGAUACAUCUGCGAUUUCACUCAGAAGAUAAACCCUAUGAAUGUAAUAUUUGCAAGCAGGGCUUUAUAAGAAAAAAUGACCAUCAUGCACACAUGUUAAUUCACGAAAACAAAAAACCUUUUGUUUGUGAUAUUUGCAACAAGGCUUUUCUAAGGAUGUCUUACCUAAAUAAUCAUAAAAAGAUACAUUUAGUAGACAAACCCCAUGCUUGUAAAGUAUGUGGUAAACGAUUCAUUAGGAUACAUGAUCUCACUAUUCAUAUGCGGUACCAUACUGGCGAAAAGCGCUUCGAGUGUGAUAUUUGCAACAAAAAUUUCAAGAAAUAUCAAACAAUGAAAGUGCACAUAUACUCUCAUAUGGGAUUUGACCAAAGGCACAAAUGUCCAAUUUGUCCAAAAGAAUUUUCAAGGUCCAACUAUUUAAAAGAGCAUUUACAAGGACACUCGGGAAACAGACCAUACGAGUGCGAAUUUUGCAAGAAGACUUUUGUCAAAAGGUACAGUUUAAAUUCACAUGUGCUUAUCCAUCAAAAGACAAAAGAUUUCAUUUGUGAGAUUUGCAACAAAGGUUUUACAAAGUCGUAUUAUCUAAAGUCUCAUAAAAGAGUGCAUGGGGGGCAACAGAUCGAGAAGCCUUUCCAAUGUGAAUUGUGUAAAAAAGCAUUUACUUGUGCAAGUAAGCUAAAGACUCAUAUCCGUAGUCACACUGGGGAAAAACCCUACGAGUGCGCUCUAUGUAAAAAAAGAUUCAAGUACUGUCAUAGUUUUAAGUCGCACCAAAGGUCACAUGAAAAUCCUACAACAUCUCCAAAUGUCGAGAGAAAUUGCGAAGAUGCAAUGUUUCGCACGGUUUAUUUGAACAGUAAUAAUGGUGGGAAGGAAGGCGAUCCGAGUGUAGUUGAAAUUGUACCAAUCACUGUCCGGAACAUCGAUCUUAGGAAUGCAGUACAAACAAACGAGGACAGUACUAUGCAGGUUCAAGAGGAGUCAAGUCUUGAAAAAGCGACUGACUCUGGAAACAAUCUUAGUAAUAAAGUGCAAAAAAAAGAGCAGGUUGAAGAAAAGAAGAGUCUUGAAAAAGCGACUGAUUCUGGAAACUCGAGUAUAAUUUCUGUGAAAACCGAACCUAGUGAGAGAAUAGAUGCACCUUUCGAAAUAGAAGUUGAAGAUGUAAAGUUUUCAUCAAGCCACAAGAAUGACAUCUGCACCGACGUCAUAAUAAAAUCUGAGCCUCCAGAACAAGAAUCAGUAGACAUAAAAGAAAAUUUGAUACGAGAUCUUAGUGAGCUAUCAAAUAAUAAUCAGGAAAAUGGACCUCCAAAGAAUGACGCAAAUAAUUCAGAACCUUCUGAAAUAAAACUUGAAAAGCUACACUGGUGUGAAAAAUGUCAACAAGAAUUCAAAAACGCUCAAAGCCUGAGCAACCACAAGCGCAUCCACGCUAAAAAGAAACGCAAAAUAUCCCGUAAAAAAAAUCCCGUUCCUGAAAAGUGCCCAGUUUGUGCCAAAGAAUUUACGAAUCCUAACAGUUUAAAAGUGCAUAUUUUUCGACACCACUCAGAAGGAAAGGCCUUUGAAUGUAAAGUCUGUAAAAAGUGCUUCCCACUGAAGUAUGAUCUAGAUGCCCACAUGUACAUGCAUACUACAAAAAAGGCCUUUGUUUGUGAUGUUUGUUCCAAAGCCUUUCGCAGGUUGUCCUAUCUCAAUAAUCAUAAAAAAACACACCUGGAGAAAAGACCCUACGCGUGUAAAAUCUGUAGUAAACGGUUUAUGAAACCAUAUCUUCUGAAUAUUCACGUACGCUAUCACACGGGAGAAACGCCUUUCGAGUGCGACAUUUGUAAAAAAAAAUUUACGAACCGCAAUACUGUGAGGAUGCAUAUAGCAACUCAUAUUGAAGGUGGUGGACCGCACAAGUGUUCAGUUUGUGAAAAAGGCUUUGUGAGAAAGUGUCGUUUAAAAAUCCACAUGCAAAUCCACUCAGGAGUUAAGCCCUACGUAUGUAAAGUUUGCAAGAAAGCAUUUACAAGAAAGGAUUCUUUAACGGCACAUAUGGUUAUGCACGAAAGAGUAGAAUCCUUUGGUUGUGAGAUUUGCUUCAAAGAGUUUCCUAAAAUGGCAACUCUGAAAAUACAUAAGAGUAUGAUGCACUCGGAUAAGCCGAUCGAUUGUGAAAAAUGUGGGAAAAGCUUUAGCAAUAGAAGAAAGCUUACGCGUCAUAUGAGUUCUCACAAUGGGGAGACUUCCGAGUGCGAUGUUUGUAAAAAAAAUUUCAAAAAUCCACGUAGUUUAAAAGUUCAUAAAAGAAUACAUAAAGCUAAGGAAGAUCUUCUACAAGAUGGUUUUGAAACGGUUUAUUUAGAACGCGGGAAUAAUGAAGAUAAUGUGCCUAAUCAUAUUUCCUUGAAUGAGGUGGAUGUAGUUAGUUCUGUGAAGACGGAAAUUACGAGUGAAAUAGAAGACAAAAGAGAUAGUAUUUUAUCAUAUGGGAAAAAUAAAUUUGAUGUUACUUCAGAUUUAGGUUUCGAAAUAGAUAUUGAAGAUGUUAAGAUAGAAGUUCAAGAGGUGUAAAUAAAAAAGGGAAAUUAAAAUUUUAUACAUCAAAUUGCAAAAUAUGAUUGAAUCAUAACUUGAAUAAUAUCAGUAGAAAUAAAAUUUAUUUUUUUGUUUACGAGAAAUAAGAAUUAUUUACAAAAUAUUGUGUAGAUAUAUUACAAAAUCUAUUACGCGUAUCUGAAAUAUGUACAUAUUUACUAUAGUAUAUUCAAAGAAAAUAUUAAUUAUAGGUAUAUAACAGGGAGAGUACAUUUAUUUGCGAACUUUAUUGGAAGAAUGUUGAUUUUGCUAUUGCAUUAUUAAUGUAUUAAGAUAAUUUUAGAAUUUUUUCCCUAGAUUUUUCCCACGGAUUAAAUAUGCCGCAAAAAACUUUCGGUACAAAUAGAGCUGGAAAAGCGGCUAUUUGUAGGGUAUUUCGGUAUAAACAGCCAAAUUUAUUGGUACGUGUAGAAACUUCCUUUAACAAAUUAUUAUUUAUCAUAUUAUAUUAAAUUUUAUUAGCAUUUAUUUAAAAAAAAAAUAAUUGUCUUGCAUUUUUUUAAAUCGUGUACCAUCAUUAUUUGAAAAUUUGUGACUGCAUUAAUUUUGACCCACGAGAAGAAUCUAGGGGGAAAUAUCUUUAAAAAUCAGAAAAUACUAUGGAGAUUAGUUUUCAAAUGAACUCAAGAACUUUCAAAAAUGUUAAUUAUUUCACAAGUUACAAUUUUUCGAAAAAAUCGAAUUUUAAUGUUUUUUUUUUUCAUAUAUUCUUUUUAUCACAUUAUUUUGCCUUCCAUUUGGGCUUCUGCGACACAAAAUUCCGUUGCCUUUCAUACUUUUAUAAGGAAAAAAAAUCAUGUUUAUAUUAUAGAAAUUAAGACACAAAAAAUGGAAAGAUCGUUGAUAAUAAGCGGAUACAAAUGUAUUAGGUAUAUUACAUCUUAAUGAUGCAACCUCCUCUUAUUAAAAACUUUAGUUUGUAAUAAAUUUAGAUCGAAAUUUUUAUUGGGAAAAAUUUGUAAUUAUCAAAAUUAUCUAAAUUUUAAACACCCAAUUAUAAAAUGGUUAUAUUUAUAGGACACAGAAAAUUUCAUUUUCUAAUCACUAUACUUGUUAAGAGAAUUGUUCAAUUUUAAAAACAUACAUUUGGAAAUGUUGAACGUUAAUGUAAUGAGAGCUGUGAGUAAUAAAUUUU
Belonocnema kinseyi is the source of this 8416-nucleotide messenger RNA. RefSeq lists its product as uncharacterized. The coding region runs from base 166 to 7257 and encodes 2363 amino acids. The transcript has 5 exons. The record is from RefSeq and is a predicted model, not a curated record. Lineage: Eukaryota; Metazoa; Arthropoda; Insecta; Hymenoptera; Cynipidae. Gene Ontology annotation, molecular function: zinc ion binding; nucleic acid binding.